Hymenoscyphus albidus is the source of this 859-nucleotide messenger RNA. The record is from the annotation of a GenBank genome assembly. Lineage: Eukaryota; Fungi; Ascomycota; Leotiomycetes; Helotiales; Helotiaceae.
CUCCUUUCCAAUUCCUUCCUUCUUUCCUUCCUUCCUUGAAACAUACACUACUAUUUCCAUGUGUGGUCUUGUGGUAUAAAACCAAGCUUCUUCCUUCCCUUUUGUCUCUCUCAUCUCAUCUACCUAUCUCAUCUCAUUCUUCUCAUUACUCAAAAACCCCUCAAACUCAAAUUUAUCAACUCCAAAUACAUUAACAAAAAUGGAUUUCAUCAAGAACGCAACGGGUGGAUCGUCUACCAACAAUAACAACAACCAACAGGUUCAACCUGGAGCUGGUGGUGUACAAGGACAGGCACAAACACAAGCACAGGGUCAGACAGAUGAUUAUGGUGAUAAGGGUAUAUUCCCUUUUCUUUCCCUUUCCCUUUCCCUUCCCCUUUCCAAUUCCAAUUCCGAACCCGAUGCUAUUCAUCCGCCAUUCGCUGUAUAGUCAGAAGAUGGUUUUUGAUAUUUGGUGUUUUUGUUUGUGCAUGUUUUGUAUAUAAGGCUAUAUAGUAUGGUGUGCUAACCUUUGUUUGUGAUGGCAUAGGAUUGGCAUUCGCGGAAAAACAAUCGGGACAUAGUCUUGGACGGGAGACGAAUGAGAAGGUUACUGAUGGGGCGAGGGGGCUUUAUGAGAAGGCUACUGGGUAUGUUUAUUUUUCUUCUCCCCUCCCAUGAUGUGUGAGGUGUGUGGGGUGUGGGAUGGAUGGGAGAUAGGGAUUUGCUAAUUUGUGGGAUUGUGUAGAAAUAAGGUUGAUCCUAAGUUCUCGAAUUAGCUUGGGACUUGGGAGGGAGUAGGUUGUUGAUGGUUCAUGGGGGAUAUAUGGGAACUAAGGGGGAGGAGAUGUGAAUGGAUAUAGAUAUGGAUAUGGAUAUU